AUGGAACUUGCACCGAAUGCCGCCCCACUUAGCCAGGCGUGUGAUGGUGAACAUGCGGUGUCGCAAAACGCCAGUGGUACGGGACCGCGAGUCAAUCGUAAAGCUACGAACUUGAUAGUGGAUACUCAAUAUGAAAGCAUGCUUCGUGAGCUUGCCGAUAUUCACUGGAGUUUCAAUUUCCUUUCUGGUUCCGCUGGUUGGAUAUUGCUGGCUGGCUACCUUGUCAUUCCCGGAACAUUCACGACACUUCAAGCAUCCGAUACCAUGAAAAAUGGACUGCCCCAGAAUAAUGCAGAAAGAGCUAUCCUUAAUACUAUCCAAAAUCCACCAUUGGUGGGCAUAGCAUGCUCUUUACUUGCGAUCGGCGCAGGCCUUACGGCCUCCCUUUUUCUUCGCUGGAAACAUAAUUAUUUGUGGCUUAUUAACCGGCUAUUUAUACCAACCUCGCUGAAUGCAUCAGCUGGACUUCUCACGACAAUCAUUAAUAUUUAUACAGCGAAGAAUGGAAAAUGGUCCAUCAUGUCUCUGCUGACAGUAAUUAUAACAGCCCUUUCCGCGGCUGUCUCGCUAGCCUUAACUGUUUUUUAUAAGUUCUGGAAAAUGGAGAGAAUUAAAAGACAGCACGACCUGGAACAGGAAGCUGGCUGGCGCCUAGUCUACCCUUAA
Molecule: messenger RNA, 666 nt
Organism: Aspergillus bombycis
Lineage: Eukaryota; Fungi; Ascomycota; Eurotiomycetes; Eurotiales; Aspergillaceae
Exons: 2
Coding region: 1-666 (221 amino acids)
Source: RefSeq, a predicted model, not a curated record